UUAUUCUCUCUGGCCUCCAAACGAAACGAACCAACUUUUUAAUAAUUUGGUUGGAUUGUUGUGAUUUGUGAUUGUGAAUAAAUAUAAAAAUGUCUCUGCCUGCCAAAUUUGUAAAUACAGUAUUCUUACAAUAAUAAAAACUGAAAAUUUUUUGAUAAUAAUUAUAGAGUAUUAUUAAGUGUAUGUGCAUUAAGAUCAACGUUAUGAAGAUGGAUAAGACCCGAAGUGUUUGAAUAAGUUGGAAAAAAAUAAUAGGAAGAUAUUUUGUGAAUUUAGUGAUGUAAAAUUUGGAUUCAAAAUGGCUGAUUCUUAUUACCAGGGAGACUACAUAAGACAUCCCGUCAUAUACGAAUUAUCCCACAAGUAUGGCUUGCCGACGGACAGUUUCAACGAGUCUCAGCUGUCGAAUAAACUUGAGGAACUCAAGGAGAUUAUCAGGCGUGAGAUUCGGAAGGAACUGAAGAUUAAAGAAGGUGCCGAGAAGUUGAGAGGAGUGUCAACCGAUCGGAAGUCGCUCAGUCAUGUUGCGACCAUAGUCAAAAACUCCAAUUUCAAAUUAACCGAGUUGAAGAAUGAGCUCAGUGAGCUGGAAUCGCAGAUUAUUCUGUCUCAGGGUCAGAGUACGCCAUCCUUAAUACCUUCCAAUGGAGAUUCCGUAAGUUAUUCUACAUUGGCGAAUCACAAUAUGGAUAAGUGUAAUGCUAACCUUUAUAGUCGAAUAGAAAAUUUGGAAAAGCAGUUAAACAUAGAAUUAAAGGUGAAGCAGGGAGCCGAAAAUAUGAUACAAAGCAUCACAGGAAGAGAUAAAAAAUUAUUAUUAGAAGCUCAACAAAUGCUACAAGACUCAAAAAAGAAAAUAGAAUAUUUAAAAAUGAAAAUAACAAAGUUAAAACAUGACAUCGAUUCGAAAUCGCGGGGUUCCAUUCAGGAUUUGACGGACAAUGGAGACCUGUCGCACGGAGAAUUGGAUCCACUUUUAGAUGAUAGAAUAGAAGAUUUAAAACACAGACUUAGAGUCGAAGCAGCUGUGGUUGAAGGUGCCAAAAAUGUUAUUAAACUUUUACAAAAUAAUAAUAAGGACAAGAGUGAGAAAAAAGCCCUCAUAGAGGCACAGGAAAGUUUGAGAGCCAGUAGUAUGAAACUUGAUCUUUUAAAGAAAUCUUUGGAAAUUAGGAAAUCGGAAUUGCCUGAGGAUUCUCCGGUCGCAAUACAUUUAAAAGAAGAACUAGCAAAUGCUCAAGCAUUUAGUCCAACGACGAUGCAUUAUACCAGUCUACAGCCAUUCAGGGAAGGAUCGGAGAACAGCAGGCAUUUGACUUCUUUUUCUAUGCUCAGCAGGUGUGCAGCUGUUACCGGUACUUUAGAGGUACGAUUAAUGGGAUGUCAAGACCUUCUGGAGGAAGUACCUGGGCGGCCUAAGAAAGAAUCCGACGUUCCUUCGAGCCCGAUGGAAUUUAGCUUUUUCAAAAAAACGAAAAGUUACAGCGUCAAAGAAGAAGUCAGCGACGAUAUCAUGGCGGUGUUAAAACUUGACAAUACCACCGUAGGUCAGACGAGCUGGAGGCCGUGUUCGCAACAGGCGUGGGAUCAGAGGUUUUCGAUCGAACUAGACAAAUCCAGGGAACUGGAAAUCGAUAUUUAUUGGAGGGAUUACAGAUCGCUCUGUGCAGUCAAGUUUUUAAAGCUCGAGGAUUUCAUAGACGACGAAAGGCAUGGAAUGGCAUUGCAUUUGGAACCAGAAGGAUUACUUUUUGCAGAGAUUAAAUUUUUGAACCCUAUGAUUUCGAAGAGGCCCAAAUUACAAAGACAAAAAAGGAUUUUCAAACAAGUGAUGCCUAGAGCCAAACAAAUGAACAUCAACAUUGUGACAUGGGGUAGAUGGAUGAAACAAUCUUCUAGAAUGCCUAGUCGACAGAAUAUUGUAUUAAGUUCAACUGAAAAUGUUACUACACAUGCUAAACACAUUGAUGUUUUUAAGGACGAUCUCGCUCUUGAGGAUAAACCAGAAACACCGGGAGAAGUCCCAGAUCCACAAGUUGCUGGUUUAGGUGGGCAAAGACCUCUCGGCUUACACAUUGAAUUGCCUCCACCUCCAGAACCUGUAAUAUUAUCUCCUCCUUCGCCUUCCGUGCCUCCUCCGGUGGCCAAGAAAAGGAUGGCAGUCACACCACCUCCAGUACCUCCGAGACUUGAUCCAGAGAGUGUAGCAGCACUAAAAGAAUUCGACUUCUUGGAGGAACAGGAGAUUUCUCGACCUGGGCCUCUUAUUAUCCCUUCGAUACCAACUACGCCUGUUAUUUCUCUGGAACAGUUCGUACCACCUAGUCCUCAACCUGUUAUAGAAUUUCCAGAUGAUGAGCCUGUUUAUGACGUAGCCAAUAUUAUUCGUCGACCUCCAGCACGGGAGCUGACCUACAGAGACAGCGCAUAUGAAUCAAAGAGACAUUCUCAAUCUGGAGGUCUUAACAUUGACAGCUUCAGACUAAUCAGCGUCUUAGGUCGAGGUCACUUCGGUAAAGUAAUUCUGUCACAGUACAAAAACACUGGCGAAUAUUUCGCAAUCAAAGCUUUAAAGAAGGGCGACAUCAUAUCCAGAGAUGAAGUUGAAUCUUUACUGUCAGAAAAAAGGAUAUUCGAGGUGGCGAAUUGUAUCAGACAUCCAUUCUUGGUUAAUUUGUUUGCUUGUUUUCAAACCGAUGCUCACGUUUGCUUCGUAAUGGAGUACGCUGCUGGAGGAGAUUUGAUGAUGCACAUACAUGCUGAUGUUUUUAGCGAGCCCAGAGCUGUUUUUUAUGCGGCAUGUGUUGUAUUAGGUUUACAGUAUCUUCAUGAGAACAAAAUCAUCUACAGGGACUUGAAACUAGACAAUUUAUUGUUGGAUACGGAAGGUUACGUAAAAAUAGCAGAUUUUGGAUUGUGCAAGGAAGGAAUGGGCUUCGGCGAUAGGACGGGCACAUUCUGCGGAACGCCCGAGUUUUUAGCGCCAGAAGUUUUGACAGAAACGUCGUAUACUAGAGCCGUCGAUUGGUGGGGUUUAGGAGUACUCAUAUUUGAGAUGUUGGUUGGUGAAUCCCCUUUCCCUGGAGAUGAUGAAGAGGAAGUUUUUGAUUCGAUAGUGAACGACGAAGUGCGGUAUCCAAGGUUUCUGUCUUUAGAAGCCAUCGCAAUUAUGAGAAGGUUACUCCGAAAGAGUCCUGAUAGGAGGUUAGGUUCGAGUGAGAGAGAUGCAGAGGACGUAAAGAAACAGGCGUUCUUUAGACAUAUUCAGUGGGAAGAAUUGUUACAUCGCAGAAUCCCGCCACCUUUUGUACCUACAGUGGAGUCAAUGGAAGACGUAAGCAAUUUUGACGAAGAAUUUACAUCAGAAAGGCCGCAGCUGACGCCACCAAAAGAACCCAGACAAUUAUCCGUACAAGAUCAACAUUUGUUCAGAGAGUUUACAUACAUGGCAGACUGGUGCUGACAAUAGUAUUAAGUAUUAAAAUUAACUUACGAAAAAAUCAAAUUGUUUUUGUAUUAAAUUGAGGAUUUCGAUUUAUUAUUAUUCUAUAUUAACAAGUUAUUAUAUAUAUACUAUAUUUUUAACAAAAAGACUCCGAAUCGUUAA
Messenger RNA from Diabrotica virgifera virgifera (western corn rootworm), 3607 nucleotides. It is a transcript of the gene Pkn, whose product is annotated as serine/threonine-protein kinase N. Bases 299 to 3463 code for a protein of 1054 amino acids. Gene Ontology annotation, molecular function: ATP binding; protein serine/threonine kinase activity; small GTPase binding. Lineage: Eukaryota; Metazoa; Arthropoda; Insecta; Coleoptera; Chrysomelidae. The record is from RefSeq and is a predicted model, not a curated record. The transcript is spliced from 15 exons. Gene Ontology annotation, biological process: signal transduction; protein phosphorylation.